GCUCGCGGCCACUCUCCGCCGGCCCGCGCUCCGCGCUCCAGUGCCCCGCGCUCCUGCGUCCCGCGCCGCUGCGCCCCGCUCUCGUGCGCCCCCGCGACAACCCGCCGACAUGCUGCGCUGCGGCCUGGCCUGCGAGCGCUGCCGCUGGAUCCUGCCCUUGCUGCUGCUCAGCGCCAUCGCCUUCGACAUCAUCGCGCUGGCCGGCCGCGGCUGGCUGCAGUCGAGCAACCACCUACAGACGUCCUCGCUCUGGUGGCGAUGCCCCCAGGAGGGCGGCGGCAGCGGGUCCUACGAGCAGGACUGCCAGAGCCUCAUGGACUUCGCGUGGGGGAGAGCGGCGGCCGCCAUGCUAUUCUGCGGUUUCAUCAUCCUGGUGAUCUGUUUCAUCCUGUCCUUCUUCGCCCUUUGUGGACCCCAAAUGCUUGUCUUCCUGAGAGUGAUUGGAGGGCUCCUGGCCCUGGCUGCCGUGUUCCAGAUCAUCUCGCUGGUCAUUUACCCGGUGAAAUACACCCAGGCCUUCGACCUGCACGCCGACGUCGGCACCACCUACAUCUAUAACUGGGCCUACGGCUUUGGGUGGGCGGCCACCAUCAUCGAGAUCGGCUGCGCUUUCUUCUUCUGCUGCCUCCCCAACUACGAGGAUGACCUCCUGGGCAACGCGAAGCCCAGGUACUUCUACACCUCGGCCUAACGGGGCCGCGAGCCAGAGGAGAGCUCCACUGUCCUGACGGGUCCAGGGAAAGAAACUGCUUUCUCCAGACAGCCUCGAACCUGCGUUACAGCAGCGAUAAAGCUGUUCCUAUCGUUAAACUCGUCAAACAAGCUAACAGUAAUUUGAGGAGAAAUAUUUCUUAAAUGGUGUUACUGUUUCGUAUUCAUCGUUUAUAUAUGUUUUGUGGAGUAAAAUAAGAUAUGUUUCUUUAAACUAUUUACCUAUAAUAUACUACCAUGUGCUUUUAUCGUAUCUGUUCAUAACUUCAUAACAUUUAUACUGCAUUUAUACUGCUUCCAAGUUUCAAAUAACUUGUUCAAGCUUCUGUUUUUUUUCCAGAGUAAAUGGCUUUAGUUUAUUAAGGGCUAAGGAUAAGAAGGAAAAAUUGGUAACAUUUGUCAGUGGCCAAAAGAAACACAAAAAUUAAAUAUUUUUUCACGUCUUUUUAGCUAUUUAAAGAAGCAAAAUAGUUUCCUAAAUGCAUAUUGUCUAUGAGAAUUUCUGAUUAAUUUUCUGAAUAAUUGAUUUUUUGCCAAGUUUCAUGUUGACUUGACAGGUUGUCUCACAUUUUUCCACAGCCCAAGUCUCUUGCAGUAAGGCAUCCUUUGGGCAUGAAAUGUUGAUACGCUUUUCUCUUUUAAAGUAGUUUGUAGGGUUGGGGUGUGGGAAAAUGCUGUAUUAAUACUGCACUGAUUGGUGUCUGUAUUCCCAGGACCAGAGUAGGCCAGAGUGAAAGAUGGACUUGGUCUAACUCAUCAUGAUGGAUGGAUAUGACCAGUUUGUGAAAUAAAGCAUUAGUAGGGUCUUCUCCGUCACAAAAGUGCCAUCAGAUAGUCUAAGGAGAAGAAAUUGCUUGCAUUUUUCAUCUCAGGUUUGAUUUGGCUCUGAUCAUAUAGAUUCAGCUUCUGAUAGAUUGCAUUUGUAGGUGAAAAUGAAAAUAUAGUUAAAAACCUGGUCUUCCUUGGAAAACAGAUUUGAAAUGUCUGAUAUAAAACAUGUAACAGGAGAAUUCAGGGAGAUUCAGUUUCUCCGAAUGGGAAAUAUAUGGUAUAUCAGAUAUAUAUUUUUUUUAUCAUUUGUACUAACUGGCAUAAUGAAGACUGAUCGAUUCAUAUAGCAAAUGACUAUUUUGUAAGUUGAAGAAUAAGCAAUUGCAAACAGUUUUCAUUAUGAAUUUUUCCCAAUAAACCAGGUGUUCUGAUUUC
Messenger RNA from Choloepus didactylus (southern two-toed sloth), 1917 nucleotides. RefSeq names its product p53 apoptosis effector related to PMP22 (gene PERP). The record is from RefSeq and is a predicted model, not a curated record. Gene Ontology annotation, cellular component: cell-cell junction; membrane. The coding region runs from base 110 to 691 and encodes 193 amino acids. Gene Ontology annotation, biological process: cell-cell adhesion. NCBI's taxonomy places the organism in Eukaryota, Metazoa, Chordata, Mammalia, Pilosa, Megalonychidae. The transcript has 3 exons.